AUGGAUAUCGACAAUGCUUUUCUACAUGGUGACCUUGAUGAACUUAUUUACAUGAAACUUCCCCAAGGUUAUGUUCACAAUGGGCAACUCCCUCCAAUUUCGGUGUGCAAACUUAACAAAAGCUUGUAUGGUCUUAAACAAGCUUCAAGACAAUGGUACUCCAAGCUUAACACCACCCUCUUACAACAUGGUUUCACUCAGUCUCCAUCCGAUCACUCUCUCUUCAUCAAAAGCAAAUCAGGUGUAUUCCUUGCCUUAUUAAUAUAUGUAGAUGACAUUCUCAUUACAAAUAAUAAUGACUCAGCUCUUGUUUCUUUCAAAAAAAUUUUAGAGAGCAAGUUUCAACUCAAGGACUUAGGUCCUCUUCGUUUUUUUCUUGGCUUAGAAAUUGGUAGGAAUAAAAAUGGCAUUUCUGUUUCCCAACGUCCUUUCACUUUACAAAUAUUGUCUGAUACAUGUUAUUUAGGUUCCAAGGCUUCCUCCACCCCCAUGGAACCAAAUCAUAAAUUAAGCAAGGAUAUUGGUGAACUAUUACCCGAUGCCACUUCUUAUAGAAGUCUCAUUGGCAAACUUUUAUAUCUUACUAUUAAAAGACUUGAUAUAUGCUUUGCUAUCAACAGAUUAAGUCAAUUCCUCUCUACACCAAGGCUUCCUCACCUACAUGCUACUCAAAAGGUUCUUCAAUACCUCAAAGCAACUCCAGGAAAAGGAUUAUUUUUCCACUCUCUACACCAACAAACUCUCAGUCAAUCCCUUCAACUCAAAGCCUUUGCUGUUGCUGAUUGGGGUAGCUGCAUUGACACUAGAAGGUCCAUCUCGGGUUACUGUGUAUUUCUUGGCAAUUCCUUAGUUUCAUGGAAAUCUAAGAAACAAAGUACAACCUCUAGUUCAUCUGCCAAAGCUGAGUACCAUGCAAUGACCAAUACCACUUUCAUGCCAUCUGACAAUGCUUUCGACAUGUACGCCUCUGCAGACGCUCCUCCGACUAGGAAGAAGUCGAGCAGACAACACACUGGGGAAGGUGGUGGAGAGCCCUCCCGAAAAAGGGCUCGACUAGAGGACCCUCCAACUCCUGCUCCUUCUAAAUCAACUACGCCUCCUCCUCCUCCUCGCACUGCUCCUUCCACCAACCAGGCAGAAAGAUCUUUGGCUGCAGAUUUAUUGAGCAAUGAUUAUAGCUCAAAAAAUUACAAGCUAUAUAGAUUGUCUAAGCACCAUCGCAGCCAGGAGGCCUUUGCCUAUCUUCCUCCAUUGAAACCCAGCUAG
Molecule: messenger RNA, 1266 nt
Organism: Humulus lupulus (European hop)
Lineage: Eukaryota; Viridiplantae; Streptophyta; Magnoliopsida; Rosales; Cannabaceae
Exons: 2
Coding region: 1-1266 (421 amino acids)
Source: RefSeq, a predicted model, not a curated record